Messenger RNA from Perca fluviatilis (European perch), 3470 nucleotides. Its product is annotated as zinc finger protein 770-like. The coding region runs from base 352 to 3291 and encodes 979 amino acids. Lineage: Eukaryota; Metazoa; Chordata; Actinopteri; Perciformes; Percidae. The record is from RefSeq and is a predicted model, not a curated record. The transcript has a single exon.
GGUGGUCCAAAAUCUUUCCCUUCGCCACAUAAACUUCAAAAACAUUAUGUCAUCCAUACUGGCCAGAAGCCCUUCAUCUGCACAAUCUGUGGAAAAGCCUUCAAGCAGUCUGAUCUUUUAAAAAAGCACUUGCAGAAAGUCCAAUCAAGGCUUCCAACACAUCGUCUACGGGAUGACAUUGUUACUCAUAACCAACAAGCAAAAUGUGAUAAACCAGCUGCAGGGAUUAACACACAUGGCAGUGGUAAUUACACUUUAAUACCUUUGAUUGUGUCAACUUCUGUGGCCUCCCAGCCAGAGUGGAAAAGCGAAAUUGUGACUCUUCUUACCUCUGAGACUGGAAAUAUAUAUAUGCCACAUGUAAAUGAUGCCUCAGUGAUUCGGAGCAGUGUCUUACAUUUUAUGGAUCCAGUACCUCAGAAGCAAGUUGAUUCCGCAAAUGUAGACACAGCUGCAUGCAAUGCCCACAAUGGAUACACCUGCAAAGUCUGCUUGAAGUCAUUUUCUUCAUCUCUUCAGCUUUGGAUUCAUUCGCCAGCUCAUAACAAACUAGAACAAAGUGAGGGGGGCAGAGAGUCAGGCCAGGCUUUUUCUCAACAGGCUUAUUCGAAAGAGCACCUGAGCUCCAGCAGAAGCAAAAUGACUUUGAAUCACCAGUGUCCUAAAUGUCUCAAAACCUUCUGCACACCAUCCAAAUUACAACGGCAUUUCCUUAUUCAUACGGGGCAGAAACCCUACUCAUGUAUGAUCUGCUUGAAAGCCUUCAGACAGAAGGUACACUUGAAAUCCCAUUUAAGCACAGCAAAUAAAUGUUCACUGUCUGUCGGCACUGAAAGGAAAAAAGAGAGGUUUGGUAAUAGCAGACAAACCACAGGUCUGCAGCCUCAGUCGUCACUUCGACUUCAACCCACCAGCCAUCACACUCCUGUGAGUUCCUCAGUGGAACUGGAGCAACAGUGUAAAAUAAGUGUAAAUGCUGUGCAGGACCUGAACAAAACCGAAAUCAAGUCAGAUGCAUCUGUAAAACCAGAGCAGUCUUUAAAUAGAAGCAGUCAGUGUUGGAGUAAAUUUUGUCACAAGUCAGAUAAACAAGAGCAGCAACAAUUAACACACAAAGACUUGAAACCAUUCCAAUGCAUGAUCUGCAGCAGGUCGUUUAAGUUGGAAGUUAAUUUAAUACGUCAUCAUAAAAUUCAUAGGAACCAAAAAGAAUUGGGAAGUUCUACCACGGAGCAAAACAGCAGUGAUGUGAAAAUGUCUGAUUCUGAAGCAAUACAACAUUUACCUGAACCCAGGCAUGCAGAGCCUGUUGACUUGAACAUUGUUUUUAAACCAGAAACAUGGAGUGGAAAUUGCAAUGACUGCAAUGACUCUCUUCCCCAGGAUUCUGUGUUAAUUACAUCAGCAGAACAGCAGAGGGAAACCUACCACGCCACCAAUGAGCAGCAGAGAAUUUACUCAUUAAAUCAGUGUCGUGCAUGUUUAAAAUGUUUUCCAUCUGUAUCAAAACUUCAAAGGCACAUGAUGAGUCAUACUGGACAAAGGCCCUUUGGCUGUGAGAUGUGUGGGAAGAGAUUCCGUCAGAAAACACACCUGAGGGUCCAUUGUCGCACUCACCUGUGGUCUAGAUAUCACAAGCAACGAUCAUUGUAUACCAAUCGGCCGCCUUCUCGCAUUGGUGGGUUUAACACAAGGACCGCAGCAGACGUCCCAGUACAGGAAAUGUUACUACAUAAGAAUGAUUUUGAGACACACACUGGCAGUAAUGUAGUCUCUGUAAAACACCUGGAUCAGAGUCCUUCUAUAAUAACGAUUCAGAAUAACAACAGGGAAUCCGAUAACAAGUUGUUGCCACGUAUCUCAAAGAAAAAUGAGGUUGUGCGAAAGGUUUCUAAAGUGACUGUGAAAAGGACACAGACUGCUAAAUCAAUGCGUCAUCCAGGCCACGUGCAACACAAGUGCUUCCAAUGUUUAAAGUGUUUUCCAAGUGCCUCUAAAUUACAAAGGCAUGAGAUGGUACACACAGGCUUGAAACCAUUUCAGUGUGUUUUGUGUGGGAAAGCAUUCAGGCAAGCUCCACAUCUGAAAACUCAUGAAAGGUCUCACUGUGAGAGGAAACCACCCGGGCCAGUCAAUCUACAGGGGAACAUCAGAAAACUGAAAGCAAAUAGACAACAGCAGCUUUACCCAAGGAUCAGUGUCCAUAUCCCACAACAGAAUAGAUCUGUGAACACAGACACUACACUUUCAAAUUCUGAUGGCGCUGAAGAUAAUGGAGUGAGAGUGUUGCUCUGCACCAGGCGGGAAAUAUCCAUCACAAAAGUUAACAGCCUCUUUAAGACAAACUCUAAAAAAAAUAGUAAUGUAAUUGGUAAAAAAGGUAAACUUAACACAUCUCCAAUAGCAAGGCACUUGGUUACUCACUCUGGGGUAAAGCCAUACAAAUGCACUAUGUGCAGCAAAACCUUCACACAGUGUAGACAUCUAAAAGUUCAUGAGCACAGAUGCAGACAGGGUUCACAUUAUAUUCAAGGAGAAAUUAAAAUUAUCAACAGUCUCCAGGAUAAAUGCAUUGAAAACCUUUCUGAUUGUACAGAUUUGAAUGUAGAUGCAACAAAAGAGCAGCCGGAGUCACAUGCCAGUGUUGGUCAUCACUCAUUUACUGAUGGAGAUUUAUCUUAUUGGUCAGAUGCAAUAAACACUGAAUGGUUGGCAGUGCCAGAAGUGGGCUUACAAGAGGAGAAAAAUGAAUCGGAGAAAAGACAGAGAGACCAUUAUGAUCUGGCUACAGACCAUUAUAGUUAUUCCUUUCCCUCUCAACUUACCUUUGAAAUAACUAAGCUUGUCCAAAAUCAAAACAUGGCAGCCCCACCUUUGUCACACCAGCAUGAUGGUACUUCUACACGUAAUGUAGAAGUACCAUGUCAGCCUAAAGGAGUUAUGGCUAUUUCAGAUAGCAACAAGCUGCUCAGUGCUGAAGUUGAGAAUCAAAUGCAGCCAGAUAAUUACUGGUGUGAACCACUAUCUGUGUUUGAAUGUGAGAAGUGCUCUGCGAGUUUUAUGAGCAAAAACAAUCUUAAGCAACAUCUUUGUUCAACCAAUGUUCAACCCAAAAUGACAGAGUCAGCCCAGAAGUAUCGUUGUGACAUUUGCUUCAAACAUUUUGUGUCUCCCUCUAAACUUAAAAGGCAUUAUCUCAUUCACACAGGUCAAAGGCCGUUUAGGUGUGACAUUUGUGGCAAAACAUUCACACAGUCAGCACAUGUCACAACACACCGGCUGACUCACUGAUUAUCAACAUAUUACUUUUUUGCAGUGUAAAAUUGUAUUUAUGAAUAUCAUGAUUUGUCAUUAGUGUGAUGUUUGUGUAUACUGUAUGUAUGUAAUAUAUGUAUAAUAAUGUGGACUUAUAAUGGACUGAAUAUUUUUACAGUUUUGUAUUUCAUGAAUUAAACGUCUUUCAUGUGGUA